Molecule: messenger RNA, 2628 nt
Organism: Oryza brachyantha (malo sina)
Lineage: Eukaryota; Viridiplantae; Streptophyta; Magnoliopsida; Poales; Poaceae
Exons: 10
Coding region: 116-2305 (729 amino acids)
Source: RefSeq, a predicted model, not a curated record
GACGGAACGAAGCGGCGGGCGGAAAUAACACGAGUCUGCCUGCCUGCCGCUGCCGGCUGAAAAGCCCCCCGGAGCGGAGGCUUCCAGUCGAAGCAAGCCGAGCGCGAGAGCGGCCAUGGGGAUCGUGGAGACGUGGAUGCGGGAGAAGCCCAUCCGCACCUUCCUCGCCCAGCUCUCCAGCCGCCGGGGGGCCGCGGCGCUAACCGCUUCAUCCGCCGCCGCGGGCUCAGCCGACGGCGAGGCAGCCGACCGGAGCAUCCCUCAGCUCUCCUCCAUCGCCAACUCCGUCGUCUCCCGCUGCUCCAGGGUUCUUGCUGUUGCAACUGAAACAUUGCAGCAAAACUUUGAAGCUGAUUUCCCAGAUAGUGUUAAGGAGUCCAAUACAUAUGCAAAGGAGUUUUUAGAGUACUGCUGCCACAAAGUUCUUCAUGAAGUGACUACAUGUCCAGAUCAUUUGGCUGAUAAGAAUCUUUGCCGUUUAAUGUUUGAUAUGAUGCUAGCAUGGGAAACCCCAGGUGCCGUUUCUGAGGAUGAAUUACUAGAAAAUCAUUCUGGUUUGCGUACUACUGAGAUUGAAGAUGAGGAUGAGGGAUCAAUUUUUUAUGCAAAUUCCACAAGAUUGGCAGUUCAAGUAAAUGACAAGAAAACAGUUGGUUUAGGUGCUUUUGCACAAAUUGCACCUUCAUGCCCUAUCAUAGCUGACUUGGUUACUGUCCACAAUCUGUUUGAUGCACUCACAUGCUCGUCUGGUGGACGAUUGCACUUCUUCGUGUUUGACAAGUAUAUCAAAAGCUUAGACAAGGUAUUCAGAUCUAUCAAAGGUAUGAUGCAGUCACCACUUGCUUCAACUUUUCAUCUUGAUUCUGGGGAAUGCAUCUUAGCUAUGGAUGGAGACAGGCCUAUUCAUCCUGUAUUUCAACAUAUUGGAAUAUCAGCAUGGCCAGGAAGAUUAAUUCUUACAACUCAUGCUCUUUACUUUCAGAGUAUCAGAGUGGGUUAUGGUGACAAGACAGUUAAGUAUGAUUUAGCAACAGAUUCUGAUCAGGUUAUCAAGCGUGAUUUUACUGGACCAUUAGGUGUUCGCCUGUUUGAUAAGGCUGUGAUGUACAAGUCGAGCACUUUAACAGAGCCAAUUUGUUUUGACUUCCCUGAAUUAGGCGGUCCCUCACGAAGAGACUAUUGGUUAGCAAUCAUUCGUGAAGUAUUGCAGGUGAAUAGAUUCAUCAGGAAGUUCAAUCUUGAAGAUGUUCCGAAAGCGGAAGCACUAUCAAAAGCUAUCCUGGGCAUCUUGAGAUACUCUGCUGUGAAAGAAGCUUUUCAUAUUUCUCCUUCUCACUUUAAGACAACUCUCACUUUUAGCUUAGCAGAAAAACUUCCAAAAGGAGACAUGGUCUUGAAAGCAUUAUAUGAUAACUACUUUCAACUGUUGGACACUUCGAUGAGUCAUUUGGCAACUGAGUCACCAGUUGACAACAGGCUACAGAAUCAUUCAUUACCAUUCUCAUUGUAUUCUCUCUCUAGGAUGGGAUUUAUAUUACUGAAGAGGAAAGAUGAAGCCCAAAGUGAGAUAAGCUUUUGUGCUGUUUGCUUUGGUGUAACAAAAUCUCUAGAGGCUGCUUUGAAAGAGUCAAUUUGUUACUCUGAGAGAAUAGAAGCAGCACGUGCAACUAUAGAUCAAGUAAAGGUGGAAGGUGUGGAUGCAAAUCUUGCCCUCAUGCAGGAGUUACUUUUCCCAUUCAUUCAAGUAGUGAAACUUAUCUACUCUCUGACCAAGUGGGAAGAUCCUCUCAAAUCAUUUCUGUUCUUAGCUUUUACCCUGUAUGUUAUUCAAAGGGGAUUUAUUGCUUACAUCUUGCCCAUAUUCCUUUUGGUUUUUGCUGUUGUUAUGCUCUGGCAUAAGUACAAUGGAAGGGAACAAUUAUUGGGAGUGCUUGAAGUCAGAACUCCUCCAAGGAAAAACACUGUUGAGCAAAUCUUAACCUUGCAGGAUGCUAUAUCCAAGUUGGAAGAAGCUCUACAGGCUAUAAAUAUUGUUCUUCUCAAGUUCAGAGCCGUCUUGUUUGCAGCUGUUCCAAAGACAACAGAAAUGGUUGCGGUGGCACUUCUUGCUGCAGCUGCAUUUCUUGUCUUUGUACCCUGGAGGCAUGUUCUCCUGAUUGCAGUCCUGGAGGUGUACACAAGAGAGAUGCCGCUAAGGAAACAGAACACUGAAAAGUUCCGCCGGCGGAUUAGAGAGUGGUGGGCACGCAUUCCAGCCGCUCCUGUUCAGAUGAUCAAACCUAACGAAAACAAGAAAAAACGAUGAUCACUUGCUCCGUGCUGUUGCAAACGAAGAGCUCACAAUUUUCCCCGUUUCUGAUUUUUACCUGACCAGAUAACCUGUGCAUGUUCCGAACCCUCUUGUAGUCAUUAUAGAGAUAUUCUUACUUAUCAAGCUAACCAUAAUACUAAUCAAUGCACAAAGUCCUUGCUAUGAGUGUACAAAUAUGAGUGAUUGUGUAACUCUUUGCUGUGCAUAUAAGUUCCUGGGAGUUCUGUGAACAAUCCCGAGUGAUAAAUUAAUUCUGGAAUCCGAGUGAUAAACAUGCUCAUAAUCAGUACGAGAAGGGAAGGAAUUUUUAUAAGUUA